Molecule: messenger RNA, 2630 nt
Organism: Anarrhichthys ocellatus (wolf-eel)
Lineage: Eukaryota; Metazoa; Chordata; Actinopteri; Perciformes; Anarhichadidae
Product: NF-kappa-B essential modulator-like
Exons: 10
Coding region: 557-1645 (362 amino acids)
Biological process (GO): positive regulation of canonical NF-kappaB signal transduction
Cellular component (GO): nucleus; cytoplasm; IkappaB kinase complex
Molecular function (GO): K63-linked polyubiquitin modification-dependent protein binding
Source: RefSeq, a predicted model, not a curated record
UGUGUCCUGCCAGGUCAAAUGUUUUUGUCAGUGGAGUCUGAUGAGUUUGAAGAGAGCAUAGAUGGCUAUAACAGCGUCUGGGCUGUCAAACUCACACAAGUUGAUUUAGGUUACACAUUUAAAGUCUGAAUUAAUUCAGAUUGAGUAUUGAACUAAAACAAUGGCUAUAUGCGACGAUAGGUCUCUCUCACUCUGGUGGAUGGCACACUGUCGGCAUACUCGUAGGACAGGCCAGAGCCGAAGAGAAAGUUCUGAACUGGUGAAUAUGACAAGGUCUCUGAAAUCACACUUGCAAGUGCGACUUAAAAACAAGUGGUUCAUGCACAAGGCCUUUUGUAUGUUCAAUUAUGAUACGAAUAAUUGUUGUUUUUUUAUACAGCGCUUUUCAAAACAAAGCAACAAAGUACUUUAUAUGGUUGAAUCAGGCUUAAAAGAGUUCAGGACUGGAAUGAGGCACAAUCAGAUAAACCAAGAUGUCUCCAUGUACAAUAGAGAUGCAAUGGACACAACGAUCUGCUGCCUUAUCGCUGAUCUCAUAGACUCAUAGACUGUAUGAAUGUUUUUACAGGCCAGCAGCGCUACCGAGGAGGUUGUUCAGCAUCGCUCUGAGGCACAGCACUCCUCUGACUGCUCUAGCCUGGCUAAACUCACAGAGCAGCUUCAGGCCACACAGGGCAGGUAUCGUGACUUGGAGGAGAAGCUUGAUUACCUGCAGAAGAGCUCAGCUCAGCGGGACAGAACUGAAGCUCUGCUCAAACAGAAGGACAAGGACUGUGCCCAGCUGGCCAAGGACUGUGAGGCUCUAAAAGCUCAAGCAACUUCCCUCUUAGGAGAGCUGAACGAGAGACGGAGCUGCCUGGAGAAAAGCGAGCAUGAACGCAAAGUGUUGGAAGAAAAGCUGUGCAGUAAGAUGAAGGCCCUGCAGGUGGCAGAGCGGGAGCUGGAGCAGCAGAGGAAGCAGCAUCAUGUGGCCAUGGACAAGCUGCUGCUGCAGACCCAGAGCCUGGAGCAGGCCCUGAAGACCGAGAGACACGUCGUCACAGAGGAGAAGAAAAAACUGACCCAGUUGCAACAUGCCUACACAUGUCUCUUUAGAGACUAUGAUUCUAAACUGAAGAGUGAGGGAGGAGAUCUGUGCAGCCGACUAGAGGAGGCGGAGCAAGCGCUGGCCCUGAAGCAGGACCUGAUUGAUAAACUGAAGGAGGAGGUGGAGCAACAGAAAGGCUCCCUGGAGACUGUUCCGGUCCUCACUGCACAGGCUGAGAUCUACAAAGCAGACUUCCUAGCAGAGCGAGAAGCCAGAGAGAAGCUGAACCAGAAGAAGGAGGAGCUGCAGGAUCAGCUGACUCAGGCCCUGUCUGAGAUUGACAGGCACAAACAGGAAGCCACAUCACGUGCACGUAUGGAGCAAAUGAAGCUGAGGCACGUGGAAGACUUCCCAACGCGGGCCCCACACAUUCCCCCUCCACAAGCUUUCAACACGGUGCCCCCUGCCCCCUCGUUCCGAAAUCAGGGGUUGAUACCAGUCGGUGAUCAAGGGGCAGCCGGAGCUGAGGAGCUGCCAGAUUUAUGUUGUCCUAAGUGCCACUACCAGGCUCCAGAUAUGGACACGCUGCAGAUACAUGUCAUGGACUGUAUACAGUAACAUGAGCAUAGUUCAGCACGCCAUGACGCCAACACACACAGAUAUAUACAGUAUAUAUAUACAUACAGUAUAUUGACGGUCCUUGUGUCUACUCUCUGCACAUCCUGGAAAAACAUGUUGGUAGUUGCACCUUACUCCCUCUGCCAUGUAAAGAAACAAACCUGAAUACAUACUGUGGAUCUUACCAUUUUAAAAAUGACCAGCAUCAAUCAGAUGAAAGAAAUAAAAGAAUGACAGCCAGAUAAUCAGCAUGGUAUGUUCCCAGAGGUGCUCCGUGGAUUCCAAAUCUGCUGUAGCUUUUCCAUUUCUGCAACCCGUCCUUUUCUCGUCAUUCUUAUUUCUCUUAAUCACCCCCCCUCCCCCAUGCCUAGCCUCUUAGAUGGCACACUGAUGCACCUGUUCAUCAGUAUAUGUUUAUGAUCCCUGAUAUAUCGUCCCUCCUCAACCGAGGAGGUAACUACAUACUGUGCAAUACGUGUGUUUGACUGCAUCAUCCGUUGUAUACACAUUAGUAAUCAUUGGGCAUAAGGUGAAACAAGUGACAAUUCAGAGGGGUACUUUUCCCUCCAAAGGAGAAAACACAUGACAAUGUGAAUAACCUAGUGAGCUUUAAAUAAUAUAGAAUAUUCAAAUAUGUUCUGGUCAUACAUGUUGCUGUCUACAUUGCCUCAAAACCUGUAUUAUGUAUUAGAGAUGGAUUUACUCUUAUUGAAAAAAAGUAGCCAUUCUCUGUUCUGUGCCUGUGUAGACCACUGCUUUAUCUCUGAUGCUAGACCUGACCUUUAACACAACAUGGCUCUGUGUGUGCCCCUUAUUCUGUCUUCUCUCUACCUGUGGCACCUAGCUAUGUAUCUAUCCCAAGGUAAGCACAUUGAGGGUCUUUUAAACUUUGUGUGAAUAUUGUCAGUAAUUAUAGAUCAUUUGGGGCAAAGAAUCUCGUUUCAAAACUGUUGGAAGAUUUACGAAAUAAAAUAAUGAGAAAUCA